GUAGUCCCCUUUCCCGGCUUCCUCCGAGGCGUUCCCACGCCGACGCUCCGGGUGUUUUUGCUGAGAUCUAGGCGGCUUCACUCUUCGCGUCAGCAAGCGACCGAGGCGAUGGCAGCCCAGAAGAUCAACGAGGGGCUGGAGCAUCUGGCCAAGGCAGAGAAGUACCUGAAAACUGGUUUUUUGAAGUGGAAGCCAGAUUAUGACAGUGCCGCUUCUGAAUAUGGGAAAGCAGCUGUUGCUUUUAAAAAUGCCAAACAAUUUGAGCAAGCAAAGGAUGCCUGCCUCCGGGAAGCUGUUGCCCAUGAAAAUAACAGGGCUCUUUUUCAUGCUGCCAAAGCUUAUGAGCAAGCUGGCAUGAUGCUGAAGGAGAUGCAGAAGCUGCCUGAGGCAGUGCAGCUGAUCGAGAAAGCCAGCAUGAUGUACCUGGAGAACGGCACCCCGGACACAGCAGCCAUGGCCCUGGAGCGAGCCGGAAAGCUCAUAGAGAAUGUAGACCCAGAGAAGGCUGUACAGCUGUAUCAGCAGACUGCCAAUGUUUUUGAAAAUGAGGAGCGCCUCCGACAGGCAGUUGAACUCCUAGGAAAGGCCUCCAGACUGCUGGUACGAGGGCGGAGGUUUGAUGAAGCUGCACUGUCUAUUCAGAAAGAAAAAAAUAUUUACAAGGAAAUUGAGAACUACCCAACUUGUUAUAAGGUUGAGUUCUGGUCUCCAGCUGAAAGAACUGGCACGGGAACCAAGAGAACAGGAACAGAUCCCAGGGAGGAGGAGCACUUGGGAAAAGGGAAUCCCCUAUGUGUGUGGCCCACACAAAUCUUGGCCGUGGGUACCUGGGACAGACCCAAGAAAACAAUUGCUCAGGUCUUAGUUCAUCUACACAGAAAUGACUAUGUGGCUGCAGAGAGGUGUGUCAGGGAGAGCUACAGCAUACCAGGCUUUAACGGCAGUGAGGACUGUGCGGCGCUGGAGCAGCUCCUGGAGGGCUACGACCAGCAGGACCAAGACCAAGUGUCCGAGGUCUGCAACUCGCCCCUUUUCAAAUACAUGGACAAUGAUUACGCUAAGCUGGGCCUAAGCUUGGUGGUCCCAGGAGGAGGAAUCAAGAAGAAGUCCCCUGCGACACCCCAGGCCAAGCCUGAUGGUGCUGCCGGCAUGGCUGCUGAAGAGGAGGAAGACGAGUACUCGGGAGGCCUGUGCUAGUACCCUGCCUGAGGAGAUGAGGAGAUGAGGAGACGGGAAUCCUGACACGCCGUUUUCGUGGAAUUAGGACUCAUUUUGUGGGCAUCUGCUUCACUGAAAUCCUGACGUUGAAUGUUAAUAUAUAUGAAGUUUCAUUUCCCCAAACCAGCCAUUGUAUCUACUACCUGUGAAGCAGUUUUUCCUUUCCAUUGCAAGCAGAAAACACUGUCAUAUUUUAAUAAUGAUUUUAAGAUCUAUAGGCCAAAUUCUAGAUAAAUUAUAUCAUAAGUAAAGCAGGAAAUAGGUAUACUUAGUCUUUUCUCUUGGGUUCUUGUAAUUUAUUGUUAGAUAAUUUUCUUUGCAUUUUAUUUAAUGUCACUUCUAAACGUGCUGGGGUUUUGGUAAAAAAUAAUAAUUUCAAACUGGUCUGGUUCUUUCGAUGUUGUCACUUGGUGCCCACUCAUGUCCCCACUAAGAGUGUCAGCAGUUCCAAAGAGAGAGGCAGACAGCAGGUCCUCAGCGGACACUCCUCCAGACUCUUCAUUAGAUGUCUGACUGAGGAGACGGUGCAUGGCGCCACCUGACCCUGCUCAUGCGACCAUUGAUGGUCACAGAGCCAGUGGGAGCGUGGUUGUUCCCUCACAGGCUGUUUACAUGUGUGUGGAGGAUCAGGCCCAGAUUGGACGUGCUACUCAGUGACCUAGAAAUGGCACUGUCAGCUCCUCCCAUUCUCUCUGUCCACUUGCAUUGUACCCGAGCCUUGUUGGCACCAUGGACCAUGAAGAGGCAGAACAAAAACACGAGAGACUCUUUUUCUAGGAAUAUAAACCAUAAGAAUAAACAACAUACUUCAAUGGAGUGGGGCCUUGUCUCAAGGUAAAAAAGAAAUUUAUCCGUCAGCAUAUUAGAUACAUUCAAAUUGUUGAGUCUUUUCGGAAACAAGCUUUGGACAAAAGCUUUAUAAUUUUUAGCUCAGUAGCCCUUGUGUGUGACUAUAAAAUAUGGAAGGUAGCAUAUUAAAGUGCUGUUGUAAAUGUCUUCAGCCCUCCCAAAAAAAGUAUUGCUUUUUCUUUUUUCUUAACAACAAAAAGUAUGACUGUUCAAACCUACUUGGCUCUUGACCAAAAUAGGACUAGGUAAGACUAUUUAUAUUUAUCUAGAAUGACAGGUGACGUUCCUGCCAAUCUAGUGUGCAUGCAUUUCUUACCUCCAAAGUAAUUUUGGUUUGGAGUUAAUAAUUUAACAUGAGUUAUGCUAGGUACUGCAAAAAAUAAAAAGUUAGCCAGGAGGGAAAAAACUGGUUUUAAAAGACAUACUUUUGGACUGGGUUACCAGUCUUUCAUACUGCACAGUUCGCCCAUGGCUAUUUCCUAAAAGUUAGUUUUGAAGCAUUCCUCUUUUUACCCUGUAUGGCUAAGGCCCAUUCAUGCUUCGUGAACUGACGAGGUUGCAAGCAGUAGUGCAUGCUAGAGAGUAGUGCUGAAUGGAAUAGGACUGUCACCACACUCCACCAUGAAUAAAGCAUGCUUAGUCAUGCUAGAUUCCUGAACCCUAGGAAAAGCAUUGCUACGGUACUGGUCCCCUUGUUGUGGGAGUGCUCCUACAGAUUGGCAUCCUCUGCCAGGUGGGCUUGAGUGGCUGGGUGUCUCUGAACAAUCCCUGUGCAGAUUACAGGUCUGACACAAAACACUAAUGCAAGGUUUAUGCUUUCCCCUAAGUUACCUGCACCGGUCUUUUGGUCACCAGCUUAUUCUCUUUAAUUACAUUGAGAUUAUGAAUAAAGUGGUCUUCCAAAUUUGUAUUUAAAAAGGGAAUUGGUAUUUCCAAGAUCAAUAUUAUGUUUCAAUCCAACCAGAAAUACUGGUGCUUGUUGAAGCAAAUUAGCAGACUUUUAAAAUAUAUUUGGCAGUACUCAAAAGUUACUUUAGACUGUGUUAUGGCCCAGGUUAUUCAAUAAAACCGUGUGGAGGGUCGGUUUUACUUGUAUCCACCAUAAACAGCAAUUCUCAACGCACUCUGAAGCAACAGUGAGCUUGGUUUUAAACAGCAGAGUAUUUAGGCAGUGCCCGCCUCCCGCCACCCCCAUCAGGAGCCAGCGUGCAGGAUUCAGGUUAUUUUGCUUGGUGUCUCAGGAACAUUUGUCCCUCGUGUGCACUUUUUAUUUUUCUACUUGUAUUAAGUCUUCGUUCUUGUGAGCUUAGUCAGAAAUGGAAAACGUGGUCUUCACAGCAAGCAGCGCUCUCGCGCCCUCCCUAGGAAAGCCUGCAUGGGUUUGCUCAGACUCACCUAGUGUUUAGUGCCCUUCUGUGUUGAGUGAAGUCAGCCAGCAGAGCACAUUUAAUAUAUUGAAUUUGUAAAUAUGCAGAGUAUAGUAUUUGUGUAUGGAAUCUGUGCAUUAUCAUAUUUUUUCAGCUUUUUUGGUGAAUAAGAUAUUAAUAUGUCGUCAAUGGAAAUUAGAUGAUUGCUUCUGAAGGAAGAUAAUUAUGAAAAUAAAACCCAAGACUCUGUGAA
This is a messenger RNA of Mus musculus (house mouse), 3687 nucleotides long. It is a transcript of the gene Napg, whose product is annotated as N-ethylmaleimide sensitive fusion protein attachment protein gamma. Gene Ontology annotation, biological process: intracellular protein transport. The transcript has 13 exons. Bases 109 to 1197 code for a protein of 362 amino acids. Gene Ontology annotation, cellular component: plasma membrane; synapse; Golgi apparatus. NCBI's taxonomy places the organism in Eukaryota, Metazoa, Chordata, Mammalia, Rodentia, Muridae. The record is from RefSeq and is marked validated.